Polyodon spathula (Mississippi paddlefish) is the source of this 517-nucleotide messenger RNA. RefSeq names its product synaptonemal complex central element protein 3 (gene syce3). Lineage: Eukaryota; Metazoa; Chordata; Actinopteri; Acipenseriformes; Polyodontidae. The coding region runs from base 79 to 360 and encodes 93 amino acids. The transcript has 3 exons. The record is from RefSeq and is a predicted model, not a curated record. Gene Ontology annotation, biological process: synaptonemal complex assembly; reciprocal meiotic recombination; spermatogenesis.
CCACGUCACUGAUGGGAGGAACAACAUGUCAAUCACCGCUGCGGAACUUUGGGCGGAAGCACCUAGAAACUAACCGUGAUGAAAGAUUCUGGAACAUAUUGCCAGAACCCUAAGGAAACAGUGCACCUGCUGGAGGACUUUAACAAGGAUUUAGAAAAAAUGAUAGAGGAUAUGGAAAAAAUAUCAGUGCAAGUGACCUGGAUGGCCUAUGACAUGGUUGUUUUGCGUACAGACCCAGAAGUGGCCGAGUCCUUGGGGAAACUGAAAGACUCAUUUCUGAAAUGCACUGCAGUGUUAGAGUCAAACUGGCAAGAUGCUAUUUUGGAAUCCAAAGAAAACGACGUGGCAGACACUAUGUAAAAUAUAUCUCUACUUGGCAAAUGUAUGAAUGAUAUUAGUAGAACAUAUAUUUUUGACAUUUUCUAGAUUUCUAGAAAAUGUCUCGAAAAAGAUUGAAAAUGUAAUGGUUUUCAAGAAUUGUAACAUUUUGUGGUGUUCAUUUUUGUGCUUUAUUAAA